AUGCACGUAAGGUCCAUUGUCCUACCGCAAGAGACCCAGCAAGGUCUGGAGGAGCGCGUUGGUAACCAUACCCUGGACGACGGUUUCGAUGCCGGUGAGAAGACGAGGUCUAGCGUCGCGACGAGGAAGCGCUGGGGUCAGGCGAUACGGGCGAAUUCGAGCCGGAGUCCGAGGAGCCUCCUCGAAGUGUUCCAGAGAAGUGAGGUAGACCUCGACCGUGGACUCUCGAGUAUGGACGUUCGGAUCCUGCGGAUCUCGGAUGGCAAGAUUGGGAUGGCCCACGUGUCGAAGAGCAUGAUAAAUACCUGUGGAACACGUUCUGUUCCUAUCGGUACUUUUGGUAGCUACGUGUCGAAGUCGCGCUUCGGUCGAAUCAUGCAGAACUUGCACUUCUCCGAAACUCCGACCCACAGGCCGAUACAGUCAGAGCAUGGAAGGCUGGCGGUCUAUUGUGGAAAGGCCCAACACGAAAGUGAACUAGGAGGCGACUCCCCAACUAAGAUCUUUGCUGAUCCAAACUCCGAUCCAUCUGCAGUGGUGCGCAACCUCGACGAAGUCCUGCCACCUCCGGAGCCCGAUUUAGACUUCACUGUUGUGACAGAUUGCUUCUACACAGAGACGACUGCUUGGAGGGACGAAAGUCGUCGCUCCGUGCCCACCCAUGAUACGCGAUUAUCACCGCUAGAUGGGUGGGGCGAAAUACACGACCAACUGCUUCUUCAGCGAUACUCGCUGCAACUCUCGGUCGUCUUUAGAAAAUAUUAUAAGACCAUUUUCCUCGGUCUGGUUGAUAUGACCAUUGUGAACACGUUCAUCAUCUACCGUGAGGCUUGCAAGCAGCGAAACGAGCCCCCAGCAGACCCUGCCAUGUUCUUGCGGCACCUGCAGGAACAGAGGUUGGAGCUGACGGCCAGUAACUUCGCCGAUGUAGUGCGAGUCCAUGAGAUUCUUUCCCUUACAGCCUCCGUACAGACCGAGACGCUAGGAUCCAACUCCACCGAGCACAAACUCACUAUGUUCCAAGAUUGGAACCAGUUUGGUGAUCAGAAGCAGCAUCCCAAACAACCGCAGCACCAAUGCAAGGUUUGCUCAAUCUGA
Messenger RNA from Phytophthora nicotianae INRA-310, 1098 nucleotides. RefSeq lists its product as hypothetical. The record is from RefSeq and is a predicted model, not a curated record. Lineage: Eukaryota; Oomycota; Peronosporomycetes; Peronosporales; Peronosporaceae. The coding region runs from base 1 to 1098 and encodes 365 amino acids. The transcript is spliced from 6 exons.